UGAUGCCACUGACUUCUUAUGAACAAUAAAAAUAAUAAAUGUCAUGUGUGUAUUUUACCACAAUGAAAUAAUGGCUAAGCACUAUUCUAAGUGUUUUACAGGUGUUAAUUCAUUUAACGAAUAAUGUGCUUGGUGGGGCAUAGGAAAGAGCAUAGGUGUUCAUUCCACUUCUGGUUUGGCUGCGGAUUUUGAGCCUAGAAUCACGUAUGUAAGUGCCAUUUCUUGGUUACAGAAUGUAUCUAUGUUAAUAAUUUGUUAGGAUGUAAAUUGUAAUCUGUUUUAAACUCCUGGAUGUUUCACCUGUGAGAUCCAGUUCAGGUUUACUCUCUAGGAGGAGUUUUCUGUGUAGGACAAAGCACUGAAUGUUAUGAUGGAAACCGACCAAUUUGUAUAGCAUCUUUGUCUCCCCUCACCCCAAUCGCAAUAUAGUUCUGGGAAUGACGUGAAAUAGUAAUGUUUUAGAGCAAUAGUUUUCAAAGAGUGGUCUCCAGACCAGCAACAUGAGCAUGCCCUGGGAGCUUGUUAAAAAUGCAGAUAUUCAGGUCUCACCCCAGACCUACUGAACCAGUAAGGUACAACAAUCUGCAUUUUAACAGGCCUCACUCAAGUUUGAGAACUAGUGAUCUAGAGAAUAGCUAAAGUGUUGUGUUGGUGGGGGAACCAUCUAAAAGUUUAGAUACCCAGGCUCACUUCAUGAAGAGAAGACCUAGAUUUAUAAAUUGAGUCUAGUACUGUAGGAAUAGAACUGGUCUGCACUGGAUGGAAGCUCCAGGAGUUAUCUGAUUCUGGACUAGAGCUGUACUAGGCCAUGGUAAGGGAAGAGUGAGACAAAACUCUCAAAAGAUCAGCAUUUACCAUGGUUUCUCUCAGCCAUAGAAAGCGCCUGUAUCUACUUGAGAAAUAGAAAUGGAACCGCAAUAUCUACAUGGUUAAAACAACAGGGCAUUGAGACACCUGAUGUCCACUGCAGAUGGCAUUCCCUAGAGAGACGCUUGGCUUCCAAGCCACCAAGCAGUUUCUUGAAGAGAUUAACAAGUGGACGGUUCAGUACAAUGUUUCUCCUCUGUCUUGGGAUGUGGCUGUCAAGUUCCUCAUGGCCAGGAAGUUCGAUGUGCUCCGCGCCAUAGAGUUGUUCCACUCCUACAGAGAAACACGAAGGAAGGAAGGCAUUGUGAAGCUGAAACCUCAUGAGGAACCUCUCCGUUCUGAGAUCCUUAGUGGGAAAUUCACCAUCUUAAAUGUUCGGGACCCAACAGGAGCUUCUAUUGCUCUCUUCACUGCCAGAUUGCAUCAUCCUCACAAGUCAGUCCAACAUGUGGUACUUCAGGCUCUGUUUUACUUGCUAGACAGAGCUGUGGAUAGCUUCGAAACUCAGAGGAAUGGACUGGUGUUUAUCUACGACAUGUGUGGUUCUAAUUAUACCAACUUUGAGCUGGAUCUUGGCAAGAAAGUCCUAAACCUGCUGAAGGGAGCAUUUCCUGCCCGUUUGAAAAAAGUACUGAUUGUGGGAGCACCAAUAUGGUUCCGAGUGCCCUAUUCCAUCAUCAGCCUCCUCCUGAAGGACAAAGUCCGGGAGCGGAUUCAGAUAUUAAAGACAUCUGAGGUCACCCAGCACCUGCCCAGGGAGUGCCUUCCAGAAAACCUGGGUGGAUACGUCAAAAUUGACCUUGCCACUUGGAAUUUCCAGUUCCUACCCCAGAUGAACGGCCACCCAGAUCCCUUCGAUGAGAUCAUCAUGUUCUCCCUCCCUCCUGCCUUAGACUGGGACUCAGUACAUGUUCCAGGUCCCCACGCAAUGACCAUCCAAGAGUUGAUGGACUAUGUUAGCACCAGGCAAAAGCGUGGGAUAUAUGAGGAGUAUGAAGACAUCCGCCGUGAGAACCCUGUUGGCACUUUCCACUGUUCUAUGUCUCCAGGAAACCUAGAGAAGAACCGCUAUGGGGAUGUACCCUGCCUGGACCAAACUAGAGUGAAGUUGACAAAACGAAGUGGCCACACUCAGACAGAUUACAUCAAUGCCAGUUUCAUGGAUGGCUACAAGCAGAAGAAUGCUUACAUUGGUACACAAGGCCCUUUGGAGAAUACCUAUCGUGAUUUCUGGCUCAUGGUAUGGGAGCAGAAAGUCCUGGUGAUUGUCAUGACCACCCGCUUUGAGGAGGGUGGCAGGAGAAAGUGUGGCCAGUACUGGCCGUUAGAAAGAGACUCUCGGAUCCGAUUUGGCUUCCUCACGGUGACCAAUCUAGGCGUGGAGAACAUGAACCAUUAUAAGAAAACAACGCUAGAAAUUCACAACACAGAGGAGCGGCAGAAACGCCAGGUGACCCACUUUCAGUUCCUGAGCUGGCCAGAUUACGGUGUCCCUUCCUCAGCAGCUUCUCUCAUCGACUUCUUGAGAGUGGUCAGGAACCAGCAGAGGCUGGCGGUCAGCAGCAUGGGAGUACGAGCCAAAGGGCAGUGCCCUGAACCACCCAUUGUCGUCCAUUGCAGUGCAGGCAUUGGCCGGACAGGUACCUUCUGCUCACUGGACAUCUGCCUGGCACAGCUGGAAGAGCUUGGCACCCUUAAUGUAUUCCAGACAGUGUCCCGCAUGAGGACCCAGAGGGCCUUCAGCAUCCAGACCCCUGAGCAGUACUAUUUUUGCUACAAGGCAAUCCUGGAAUUCGCAGAGAGGGAGGGCAUGGUGCCCUCCAGUCACAACCUCCUGGCCAUGGAGGGUCAGUAACUGUCCCACGAUCCUCCUUCGCUCUGGCCAAGCUUCCUUAAACUACCCUGGACACCGCUGAGCCUAUAGGUUGCCAUCAGUUAUGCUGAAGCAAUGGACCAACCUCUUUCUUGUGUCUCCUGGUGCACUCGUGCACGCAAGGCAGCCUUUCCCUUUGGCUAGAUAGAUGUGGUGAAACUGCCACUAGAAAGGGCCAGCAGCAAUGUGUUCUUAAUUCCUAGCACCUGCUAUUGAACUGUGCCUUAUUAAAACCAAAUUGUGGCUAUGGGUUUUUGCCAGGGGCCCCGAGGUAAGUGGGGAAGGAACCUCCCUUCCCCGUUUCCCGAUGCCAUUUUCCUUCUUGAGGUCUCGUUCCCAUUCCUUACCUUUGCUAGGAUUUGAUGGGGAGGUUUGAGGAGUAUCCACCUUCCUUCCCAGAGAGCUUGACCAAGUUACAUACUCUAGAGAACGUCCUGAGUGCCAAGCACGUUUAUACCUAGGGCGUGUAUUCCAGUCUUUUCUGUCAUUCUGUGUGUGUGUGUGUGUGUGUGUGUGCGCGCGCGUGCGCACGCGCGCACACUUAUGUGUAUGGGUCCAUAUGUACGUGUGUAUAUAAUAUAUAUUGUAUGUGAUAAUAUGGUCGUAUUCUAUAAAUACAUAUACACAGAGAUA
Molecule: messenger RNA, 3373 nt
Organism: Nyctereutes procyonoides (raccoon dog)
Lineage: Eukaryota; Metazoa; Chordata; Mammalia; Carnivora; Canidae
Gene: PTPN9
Product: protein tyrosine phosphatase non-receptor type 9
Exons: 13
Coding region: 971-2722 (583 amino acids)
Biological process (GO): protein dephosphorylation
Molecular function (GO): protein tyrosine phosphatase activity
Source: RefSeq, a predicted model, not a curated record